AUGCUGUUUUCCCUCUUGAUCGCCAUAGUCACCAUACCGGCAACUUUGGCUGCAGCCAACAUCCCUUCCCUGCCCACAGGAUGGUCAUACAUGGGGUGCAUGCUCGAAGGGACCGAUGAGAGCUUUCGCCUCUUGUAUAACGACGACUUCACUCGCGAUUCGGCAAUGACGAUACGUCUCUGCGUAGAUACUUGCGCGAAUCGCGGGAUGCCCUAUGCGGGGCUACAGAACGGAGAUCAGUGCUUCUGCGGGACAUCUCUUGCGGCCAACAACCCCGGCGCGGACUCUGAGUGCAACUCUCCUUGCUCCGGCGACUCUUCCCAGCCCUGCGGCGGACAUGUCUCCUGGAUGACCCUCUUACGUUACGCUGCGCCAGUCCCUAGACCCGUCCAGCCAGCGCCACCUCCUCCUACACCAUCCGCAACGACCCCACCGCCUGCCCCAGCCACCAGCUCGCCCGCUCGGGCCCCAGCGCCAGCCCCCGUCAGCUCUUCCUCCUCUGCCGCGGCGGUCGCGCCUGGUCCCUCCAAUCCUCCGACUCCCGGCUCAUCAGCAGCAUCAAACUCCCUCACUUCGUCAUCAGCUUCUUCAGUCUCCUCGGGCGGUGCCCCCUCAUCGCUGUCGUCAGGUCAAAGCACCCCCUCCGCCAGCACAAGCAGCAUCAGCGCGUCAGGCACUGCUUCCAGCAGCAGCUCCAGCACCGCCCCUACCCCCACGGUCCAGAUCGGCCAGUACCUGUCCAUCGCGCCCGCCUUCUCCGGAACAGGCCUCAACACCGCCGCAGCCCAGCCUUCAGGUUCAGGAUCGGGGUCAGGCGUCAACCCACCCGCCGGGGACAGGUACGGGAACGUGACGAUUGUCAGGCCGAGCGGACCAGGCGCGGUCAUUGCCCCGCCGAGAUUGAAAGAUCAGGCCAGUAUGGUUGUUUUCGGAACUUACAUGAGCAAGGGAUCCGCUGUGCGAAGUGGAAUCCUUGGGAUCGGCGGAUCGGGCAUGGCUGCUUUGUGGACGAUCGUGGUGGUCUGCGUCAGCAUUUUGGUACUUUGA
This is a messenger RNA of Dioszegia hungarica, 1047 nucleotides long. Its product is annotated as WSC domain-containing protein. The coding region runs from base 1 to 1047 and encodes 348 amino acids. The record is from RefSeq and is a predicted model, not a curated record. Lineage: Eukaryota; Fungi; Basidiomycota; Tremellomycetes; Tremellales; Bulleribasidiaceae. The transcript is spliced from 4 exons.